CGAAUGAUAUAUGUUUUUGAAAGUUUUCAUUGAUUUUCAUUUUUUGGUGAAAAUCUCAGUAAUUUUUCGGCGUGAAAAUUCGAAAAAACAAAAAUGAUCGGAUAGGAUAAAAAGGUACAUCAUUCGACUCGGUUUUCGACGCUAACUCCGAAUAUGAUGUUUUUGUUGCAUAAAAAGUGAGUUCUGGUGGAGAAAACUGAGAAUUAAGGGCACAAUUCCGAUUUUUCGCUCCUGAUUUAGAAAAGGUGAAAUUUCUCAGCAAUGGAGAGGAAUUUCAAAAAUCCGGAGUUAUACUUUUGUUGUACGAAUCAAGGCGGUUCGAAUGGCAUAUGUCACAAGAUUCCAUCUCCUCACACAAAAACCUAGAUAGGUUUAGAAAAUGACUCGUUCAUGUUUCUCCUCAGUCCAUUCACACGUCCAUGGUGAACGAGUGUUUACCUGUGAAAUGGACUGAGAACCAUUUUCUAAUUCAGUUUUCAACGCUGAAUAAGCAGAAGAUAGUUUGAACCGUCAAUACUAUAAUAUAAGGUGAAAAUUUUAAUUCAAAAAAAAACGAAGGAUUUCUCUAUUUUUGACACCGUUUGAGUUUUUUCAUUUUUCAACAUAAAAAAAACGUCGGAAAAAAUUGAGGACCACAUUUUCUUAAUUAGCUUAGACCCCUCUCUCGAAUGAUGUACAGUAAGUUUAAAAAACAAUUUCAUUCGAUUUUUGAAUUACCUGCACCUUACGUUUCAUAUUAAUAGCGGAUAACCGUCUAUUAUCCAUCGAUGACUAACUUUUCACAUUUUUAUUUAAAAGGAACAAAGCUCGAAAACUCUUUUGUUAGGUGUCAGCUGGAAGUGAUAGAUUGUGUCCGUACUCGAACGCCACGUGAUUCCAUAAAGAGAAGAUUCUUUUUGGUCCCAUUCCUUUUUUAUUUCUGGAAAGAAUGAGAUGUAGCUGCCAUGGCUGGUAAAAAGCAUUCAUUAAACCCUCCAAAAUUCGUAUUGUAAUACUGAUACUUUGAUCCUUUUUCUAUAUUUUUAGAAGCAGUUCGUGUGAAAUAUCGUCUCAGCGCAUUAAAAUAUGAUAGAUGUUACUCAAAAUUAAUUCGUCCACGUAUGAGCGAUUUCUUAAAUGAUGAAAGAAAACGCCAAUUGCAGACAAUGAAACAUCAACUUGCACAGGCAGCUGCAGCACGAGUGAAUGAACGUAACGAAAAUGAACAUUAUUAA
Molecule: messenger RNA, 1214 nt
Organism: Didymodactylos carnosus
Lineage: Eukaryota; Metazoa; Rotifera; Eurotatoria; Philodinida; Philodinidae
Source: the annotation of a GenBank genome assembly